UCCAAACUAAAAGAAGAAGAAGCAGGAAUAAAGAAAAAAAAGAAGAAGCGACGAGACUGCUGCUGCCUGCCUGCCCACCGGCCUCCAACCACCAGCUCCGACCACCGUCGCCCGCCUCCCUGCUGCCCUGCUGUAGGCCUGCGCCGCCUCCCCACCACCGUUUUAUAUAGAUUAAAUAUGAAGAUCCGCCAUGAUGGUAUGCCUUCUUCGAGCAAGAUUAAAUUUGAAGUUAGUGAUGAAGAAGAUGAAGAACAAGAGGAAGAAGAAGUAGAAGAAGAAGAAGAAUCUGCUUCUGAAGAUGAUGGGGAGAAUGAGAUACAAGAGGUGCUUGCAAAUGUUACAUUUGAGGAGUUGCAGAAAGCGCGUUCAGAUGGGUCACAUGUAGUUAAUAAGAAGCCUAAGUUAGAGAGGAAGGGUAAGCGAGAGAAUAAAAACAGGCCAAUGGAGAUCAGUAGCAAAAAGCCAGUUGGUAGAUUUAGAGAAGUCAUUCAGGCUCCUAAAAAGGUUGUUCGUGACCCUCGUUUUGAAUCAUUAUGCGGAACGCUUGAUGUGGAUGGGUUCAAAAAGAGAUACAACUUUUUAUAUGAUAGCGAGCUUCCUGCUGAAAAAGAGCGAUUGAAGAACCAGAUGAAGAAAACGAAAGACCCACAGGCCCUUAGUGGGUUGAAAGAGCGAGUGGCAUGGAUUGACAAGCAAUUGAAAUCGGCAUCCACAAAACGUACGGAUAAAGAGAUUCUUGUGAAACACAAGAAGAAGGAAAGAGAAGCGGCAAAACAAGGGAAACAGCCUUAUUAUUUGAAGAAAUCUGAAAUCCGAAAACAACAGCUUGCCGAGAAAUUCAAGGAGCUCAAGGCUUCUGGCAAGCUUGCAUCCUUCAUCGAGAAAAAGAGGAGGAAAAACGCUGCGAAAGACCAUAGGUUCAUGCCGUACCGACGACCAAAUGACAACCAACAAGAAACAUAGAAAUAUCAAUUAUUUGUUAUUUUGUUAAAAUAUCAUAACUUGAUGCUUUAGUUUUGUGUAUGAAUUGUUUAAGAUUGAUUAAUCAUUAUGCAAUGACCUAACUUCAUGCUUUAGUAGUUUGGUACAAGUGAUUUAUGUUUCAUUCAAA
Helianthus annuus (common sunflower) is the source of this 1111-nucleotide messenger RNA. RefSeq names its product ribosomal RNA processing protein 36 homolog. NCBI's taxonomy places the organism in Eukaryota, Viridiplantae, Streptophyta, Magnoliopsida, Asterales, Asteraceae. The transcript has 10 exons. The record is from RefSeq and is a predicted model, not a curated record. Gene Ontology annotation, cellular component: nucleolus; 90S preribosome. Gene Ontology annotation, biological process: maturation of SSU-rRNA from tricistronic rRNA transcript (SSU-rRNA, 5.8S rRNA, LSU-rRNA). The coding region runs from base 178 to 963 and encodes 261 amino acids.